Molecule: messenger RNA, 5750 nt
Organism: Porites evermanni
Lineage: Eukaryota; Metazoa; Cnidaria; Anthozoa; Scleractinia; Poritidae
Source: the annotation of a GenBank genome assembly
AGUGUGUUCGCAGUGGUUGCAGAUCAGAAGAGAAAUGGCAUCAGUUGAUGAGGACAACAUUGAAAAUCAAGCCAGGGGUGAGCCUUGUGGUGGACUGAGAAAAGAGCUGAAGGAAUGUCUCUUAGCAAGUGACUGUGUGAAAUUGGUAUGUUGAGAAAAAUAAGAGGGCUUACAAACUUAGAACUAAGCUUGUUACAUAUUGAAGAUGCAGCUGUUUAUUGAUGUGCACAGCCGACAUGAACUGAUACAUAAUUAUGAAACUAUAAAUACUCAUGCUAAAACAAAACUAACUAAUACUAUCCCUAAAACAUGUGUGAGAAAUGUUUUUAAACAAGAACGUCCUUACAGCGGCGUCCAGUCUCGCUUGCUUGGAGAUUAGAUCGAGAAAUGAGGAGGCGAUUAAUUCUACACGAAACAGGAUUUAAUGUUUUACCUCCAACUUUAUAGUCGUCAAUACUUUUUAUUUGUUUCUGAAUUGAUUAAGUGCGCAUGUUAGCGACGACCUGAAAUACGUCUGUGGUCGCAGGCUGUACGUGGGUAUAAAUACAUGAAAAUUCAAGGGCCUUGAGUCCAAAUAAAUUACAUCAUUGCCAAAGAUCAAAGGAGUGAUUUAUAUGGCACGUCAUUUCAAUCAUUGCCGAAACGGUCAGUGUAAAACGCAGACUGCGGACUGCAGACUGCAGACUGCGGACCAGGGGUAAAAUGCAGACUGAGUGUAAAAUGCAGACUGCAGACUAAGAGUAAAACGCAGACCGGGGUAAAAUGCAGACUGAGCAUAAACUGUAGUCGCGGAAGGGUUUAAGGGCAAAAAAAUCCCGCAAAUACAUGUAAACGAACACUUACUUGACGACAUCUGCUUUCACAAAUCCAUUCAGGACUUUCUUCUCUAGAACGUUGUCGACGACCCAAAAACAUAUAAUCGCAAUCUUGAACCUUUUUUCCGUCCGAGAGACCUCACGCUUCAAGUUUAGACGCGAAGUUUUCGAUAUACGUGACCAGGGACCGGGAAUUGUUACAACACCACGAUGUUUACGCUUAAAUGGAAGCUGCUGACCCAAAAUACUGUACUGGAAGAAUUAUGCUGAUAAAAAGGGAGUAAAUCAUUCCAACAACAAAGAAAGAUGUUCUGCAGGAAAUUUGGAUGACCUUCUAUGAAAGUAUUGCAAAUCAAGGUACACAGACUUAACCUGUUCGGAUUUUCAUUGAAACUUCUGGCGAAUGUGCAAUCCACUUCAACUGGGAAGCGAAGUGUGUAACUGAUACCGGCUAGCUAUUUCACUGAUUUGGAGAAGAAGGAGCAAAAAUGUUUAAAAAAGUCUACAGUCUUUAUUCUGCAUUUUACCCCAGUCUGCAUUUUACUCUCAGUCUGCAGUCUGCAUUUUACACUCAGUCUGCAUUUUACCCCUGGUCCGCAGUCUGCAGUCUGCAGUCCGCAGUCUGCGUUUUACACUGACCGAUUGCCGAAAAUAAACAGCAUGCUCAUCACAAGACUCAUUUGCAUACAGUGAAAGUUUACAACACCUGAUCAUCGCAGUUUUGCUAAUUAAGAUUCUUAUUUUUUUUCGACCACUCAGUAGUGUUCACUUUUUGUCAAAAGAGAUUAUGUCAAAAAUGCCUUGCUUACUGUUGUACAGAAAUCACUAUUUUUGUCUCUACUUAUUACAUAGAAUGAUGUGUUCAGGGUUGAUGAGGAGCCCUGGGGGUGGAUGGGGGAAAUAGACCAUCAUGUUGAAAAUAUUGGAAUCUCAGAGGUAUACGUGCGGACAGGGUUACUGGUAGAAUCAGCCGUGCAUGAUCCUGCUGUGAAUAUUUUCAGCUGAGAAAGAAUUUUAAAUUCUCGGAAGCAGAUAUUUUCUUACUGCAGUUAGACCAAAUUUAUAUUUUCCUCAUCUUUAGUGAUUACUGAUAGAUAUGCAAAUUAUCUGUAUCACAGGAAUGCUGUUCAGCAGCAUUAGUAGAUCAAGGGAUUUCUCAUUUAACAGUUACUAGUUUUCCAGAUGGUUAUUAUUUACAGCUGUUUCGGAUAGCACACGACCUGUGAUGACAAAAAUGUCUUUGGAUUCUGGGUUUUUCUGCGACAUCAAUCAAAAUCUGAAGAAUCGGUGCUUUCUCGCCUUCACAUCUUAGCGGACCUCUAAUUUAGGAAACAAAAGGUGAUGGUUUGUGAUUUGUGAUUGUUUGAUUUCGAUCCGUUUUGUGUGUUUCUAGGUUCGUUGUGUUUGGUGUUGUGUUUUUGAAAAGCACAGUAAGUUUUACCUUAACUCUAAUUUUUUUAUCCUCUUUAUACUGAAACAUGGCAAGUUUAAAUUGUUCCUAUAGAGCUUUCAAAUCCAGAAGAAACACAGAUAUGGGAGGGCGAAAAUGAAUCGGUACGUUCCUGCCAACAUUUACUUUUGCAGCUUCUGCUCAUUUAUAUUGCCGCCUUUAUUUGAUGAACACAGUGGAUGCUAUGGUAACAGAUCUUUGAUUGACUUCGUAGAAAAACCCAAAAUCCUAAAAUGUUUUUGACAAAUACAGGUUGCCCGUUAUUCGAAAAUCUGUAAAGUGAUGACAAUUUUAUUGUUGUUGGUAACUUACAAGUAACUUACUCUGAAGACCAGGUAUCAAACUAAUUCUAAGAUGGUCAAAGGCUUAAGUUUUCAUAGUAGUCUCACACUAGUCAGGCGGAAUUAGUAUAAUCAUAGCAUUAGAGAAUAACAAGAACUAUUAUCUUCUAAGAGAAUAAAAGGAACUAUUAAGCAGUAAUUAGAAGUUUUUGAGUCAUUUUUUGUUAAUCAAUAGCACUUGACAUUUCAUUCUUUGAUGUUUCUUAAAUGCACUGUUAAUACAGCAUGGGCUGAAACCGAGUAGUUGUUUAGAUGCAAAUGCGGCAGGUGUUGAUGAAGAAUGUAGAAAAGUCCAGUACGCCUUUUUUGAAUGCAAAAGAUCACUGGUAAGUUACACCUCUCAUACAAUAUCAUAGUUUAGUUUAUCAGUGUUUAAUAGAAAUUUUUUCUGACAAGAUAAGAAGGGGACACUCAAUUUUUGUUUUAACCCUUGCUUUAAUGAUAUCCAAAUACAAAUUAUCAAGGCUAAUCUCCAUACACUUCCUUAAAAAAUUAGUUGAGAGAAUUUGCUGAAAAAUCAAAGCAUUUUCCUCUAGGUAUCAUUCUGUUUCUUCUCAUAACCUGCUCUAUUGACUAUGUACUGAAAUUUUUCGGAGAAAAUUGAUGUUGAUUCACUCCUAAGACCCUCAAAAUAAAGAAAGAGUGUAAGUUUCUCAAAGGAGCUACAUGUGAACUAAAAUUUGGAGGACUCGAUCUUACUUUAUUUAACUUAUCUUAAUUUAUUGAACUUUAGAAUUGAUCUUCUUUAUUAGUCCAAUAAGAUGGAAUCUCUUGUCAUGUAAGGCAUCAUCCUAGUGAAUUCGGAUCUUUUUGAAACCCCAUAUUUAUUUUCCAGAAUCGGCAUCUGUCUGCAUGAAACCUGUGAAUCUGCUCAUCAAAACCGCAUCUUUUCUGUCUUUUUGAAACCGCUCUCCAGAGUCAUUAAAGACCCUGUUCAUAGGUAUGCGGGUUAAAGAAAAAAGGUUCAAAAAAUGUCUGGAUUCAUGUGGGCGAGGCCUUAUUCUCUUCUAAAAGGAGUGAGUUGGAAAGGUGUCCAAAUACCAACCAAGACACAUACAGGAUUGGGACUAUGACAGCCUUUAUUACAACAUAUAAAUAGGUAAUCACUCAAUAUAGGUACAAUGUUAAAAUGAAACAGGUAAUAAAACUACAAUCAUCAUCAAAAGUGUUGGGAGGGUUGCCUUUUUCACCUGUUCUUUUCCUUCCUCUCCCCGCCACUGGCCCAAUGUUGAUCAAAACGUUAAUGUUUGUGCGUGUAAUUGUUGUGUUAUAUCACAAAGUUAAUGUUUGUGCGCAUAAUUGUUCUGUUAUAUCCCAACAUUGAAUAGGGGGGACAGGGAAUAUUUAGCAAAAGAGGAAACUCUCUUUUUUCAGGAUUAAAAUGGACUACUGUUAAGUUGUACAACCUUUCCAACUACUUUUGUCUGUGAUUGUAGUUACACUCGUAUGGAACAAACAAAGGUAGACAUAAUUUGUAAAAACAGAAGACUGUCAGACAUAAAAGCUCCAUAAAGGAAAUGAGUAGACAACCAAAAACUACCCAGGGAGGGUAGGGUGGGAAAACUAGUAAAUGCUGCUACUUAUGACUGUUGCUACCCAAGUAUCUUGCAAGUGAGUCUAUAAGAUACUGGGCCCUGAAUUUACAUGUAUACAAGCGUGCUUGCACUUUUACAGUCAUUGAGUAUAAAAGCUGAUCGUAAAAACACUGGAUAUUUCGUGAGUAAAAUAACUUGAUAUGCCAGACGGAAUAGGACUCAAUCUAUGUAAAACUUGUAUGAAGGUAAAGGCUGUCUUAGUCCCAGUACCCCCAUGCUUGAUAUUUAGAACAUCAUCACAAACCUGAAGCCAACCGAAAAGAGUUAGGUAGAAAGGGAAAAAGAAGGGGCAUCGGGGAUAGAUGAAAAGACAUGGAUGGUUGGGCUUUAUGCAAAUUCACCGGUUCUUACAGCAGGCACUCCUUCUCCUACUCCCUUUCGCGUUUUUCUGCGUCCCAUCUCUCUUUUGCUCCUAACCUGCGUAGCAUGUGGGAGCAAGAAAGAACGUCGCCCGCCCGUUCUUUCUUGCGCCGACUACGGUGACUCCUUCCGUGUAUCGCUCGCGCGUGACUUCUGGCGAGAAACCCUAAUGGUGAGCCUCUCGCAGGAUUAACUAUCUGGUGGAGUAAUCCAUUUAAUAUUAAGACCUUUUUGUUCAUUUUUGGCAGCUGGAUUUUCGCACACGUUUCAGGGGAAGAAAAGGAUACUAAGAAGAAAAAGUGUUACGUAGAAAUUGAUGUCAUGUUUAUCACCUGGGUGCGGAGAAAGGAAAAUUUUCUAACUUGUACAUGUAUAAUUAUUUUUUAGUUGUAACCUAAUUUGCAAAGGCUCCGUCUCGUCACUCUAAGGAGAAUUAAUGAAAAAAACGAGCAAGAAAGUUGGAACAAUGUUAGUUAUCUUGAGUGACAGAGGCCAAUAGGUAAAGUUGAAUAAAUCUAUUUUACGUGGAAAUGUGUAUUCGGCCGCAUGUAGGCAGUUCUGUGCAGGAUGGUUCUGUAGAUGUGAAUGGUUACUUGGCUUAGAUUAACUUUAACGCGAUCAAAUUGGAUAAAACACAUCACGUACAGUUUUAGUCCACCAAAUGGUACAUGGAAAGAGGUUCGUUCGACUACUAACUAUGGUUCGUCUGUUCGUUCGUCCAGUUUUGGCUUUCCGACUGAAACAAAAUGCCAGAAAUUCAGUUGCGAGCAUUUAGCUAGGGCAACAACUUGCAAUAUUUACGAAAAAUAAAAACGUGGAAGGAUGUUUUCUUUUCUCAUGUCUAACGCUAGGUGUCCUCUAGUUUACGAGACAGUUGACACAUGUAACCAAGGGUAACGCAGUUUUGAUCAAAACAGAGUGUUUUUUUACAGUGAAAAGAGUUUUUUAAAAGCGUAUAGUGAGACUUCUUAUUAUGUUGGAAGGAAAACAAACCUUUUAUCAUUGUAAUUGGGUCAAAUCAUGCCACUUUCCGACUAAAUCGAGAAGCCAUGCAUUUUCCUUAUUAAGUCAAAUGAGCUUUCAGAGCUUCCUAAAAAGACCCCGUCGUACGCAUUUUUACAUUCGGCUAAGAGCGAAAAUUUUUUAGUUAAAAUUGGUCUUUUUUGUGAUAUAUUAAUAUUUGUCUAAU